AUGACCUCUGCUAAUGGAUUUAACAGCCCUGUAUCUGAACUUCAAGUAACUGAUAUUGCACACUACAAGAAAGGGAUUGAGAGCCACGUUGUUAAGUAUAGUGUUGAGUGGACUAUAAAGAAGGCAAUGAUAAAUACCACGGAUCUAGAGUCAUAUGCAGUUGGAGAAGUCUGUAUGAGUAUCAUCACGCUGGAAGCAAGCGACAUGUUAUGGCCUUGCAAAGAAGCUUGCAAAAUCAAAGAAGUGGUGGAUAGCCAUGAUCACGUACUCGAACUUAAAUCCAGAACUCAGGCAGGAGUACAAGUCUAUUACGACUUGAUUCCCUCACCUAAAGUGUAUUACCCCUUUUUAUUCUUACAAUGUGUCGGCGUUUUAGCAGCCGUAUAUACAAAGAUAUUCAACUUUAGUAAAAGCUACAAGCAUCGGGAGAAUAGAGAAUAUAUGUAUUUCAACUUUUUAAGUUGA
Molecule: messenger RNA, 465 nt
Organism: Rhizopus microsporus ATCC 52813
Lineage: Eukaryota; Fungi; Mucoromycota; Mucoromycetes; Mucorales; Rhizopodaceae
Exons: 3
Coding region: 1-465 (154 amino acids)
Source: RefSeq, a predicted model, not a curated record